This is a messenger RNA of Solea senegalensis (Senegalese sole), 1990 nucleotides long. RefSeq names its product pleckstrin homology domain containing, family D (with coiled-coil domains) member 1 (gene plekhd1). The record is from RefSeq and is a predicted model, not a curated record. The transcript has 13 exons. Bases 302 to 1876 code for a protein of 524 amino acids. Lineage: Eukaryota; Metazoa; Chordata; Actinopteri; Pleuronectiformes; Soleidae.
UGCCAAGAGGAUGCUGCUUUCUGCGAGCACAGUAAUCUGAACAACAGCUUUUACUGGCUGGAAUGUAUCGACCGGGUUCAGAUUUAGCAACUCAGUCAUAAAGCUUCCUUCUCUCCCUCCCUCCCUCUCUCUCUCUCUCUGUCAUUGGUGCAGUCAGUCUGCCUCCAGCUGAUGAACAUAUUGGCAGCUGCAUUAUUCCACCCUGCUGAGUUAUUGGUGUUUUUCCUGCUUUCUAUUGAAGCUACACACGCACUUCUGUGGGUGUGUGUGCGCUCUCCCAGCGUGAGAUAAUCCACAGAGGAUGUUCUCAUCUUCAUCCAGACACUCUCUGCUCUCACCCUGGACGUCCAUGGAGCAGUCGGACAGCGACGCGCUGGACAUCAGCACCAAAGUGCAGCUGCACGGCGUUCUGUGGAAGCGGCCUUUCGGGCGACCGUCGGCCAAGUGGUCCCGCAGAUUCUUCAUCAUCAAAGACAGCUUCUUGCUCUACUACGCAGAGAGCGAGAAGAGAAACUUUGAAAGCAACAGGUACUUCAACAUCCACCCAAAGGGAGUGAUUCCUCUGGGAGGAUGUGUGGUGUCGACUAGUGAAGACAUGGGGAUGCCCUUUGCCAUCGUGGUCAACCUGGAAGAUUUCACUGGAACCAUCGUCCUGGCUGGUGAGUCUGAGCACGAGCAGCUGCAGUGGAUGGAGAUGCUCCAAGAGUCGGGGAAAGUGACGUGGAAGAACGCGCAGCUGGGCGGGGCCAUGAUCGAGAGUCUGGAGGCUCAGGGGCUGCAGCUGGCAAAGGAGAAGCAGGAGUAUCUGGAUAAACUGAUGGAGGAGACAGAGGAGCUGAGUCAUCAAAGAGCUGAGAGAGAGGAGCUGGAACGUCUGAAUCAGGUCCUGGAGGAGGAGAAGCUGAAGUUUGAGGAGGUGGUGCUGGAGCUGAAGACGGAGCAAGAGCAAAUCAAACUAGACCUGGACGGCACGACUCAGUCCCUGAAAGGUGUCGAGAGCGAGAAAGAAGAGCUCAGCAGCUUCACGGUCAAAUUGCAGGAAUCCAUCGAGAAACUGUCGCAGGACAAGCAGAGAACUCUACAGCUUCUAGGAGUGAAGGAGUGGCAGCAGGAGCUGGAGGAGGAGGAGGAGCAGGAGAAGGAGAAGGAGAAGGAGAAGGAGAAGAGUCCAGAGUCGACCCACAGGAAGUGUGAGGACAGUGAGGAGCUCAGAGAUGCUGAUCUGCUGAAGGACCUGCGACACAUCGAGGAGCAAAUGAAGAUCCUGCUAAACGAGAAGGACCAGGCAGAAGACAAGCUCAGGGAGAACGAUCAGCGAGCAAAAGUCCUGCAGCAGGAGAGGGAGUUUUACUCGUCCCAGGCUCGGACACUGCAGCAGUCGCUCUCUCAGCUCUCGGUGGACAAACAGCAGACGGAGGCUGAGCUUAAGGCGGAGAUCGAGUCUCGUGUGGAGCUGGAGAAGAGGCUGAAACAGGCAGAAGAAGCGCUGCACAACCUGGAAAAAGGCCUGAACUCAGCGGAGAGAAGCAGAGAGAGAGACGAGAAGAUGAAGGGAGACGUGACACAGCUGAAGAGGUUUUUUGAAGACUGUAUCAGUGCAGCAGAGAUCGAGGCCAAGCUUCCAGCGAUAAUGAAAAACGCUGUGUAUCUCCACAAAGCUGCCGCUCGAAGAAUCAAGAGCUGCCGCAUCCAGAGGAGAGCGUCCAGACGCCACUGGUUGAAACACUCAAAGUCAUUCGCUGUGUCCACUGGUGAUGGUGGCAACAUGGAGGAUCUGAGGGAGGCGGCUCGGCGGCUGACCUCUGACACCAGCUUCAGACAGAACGUGUACAAGAUCAUCGCCCGCAACGACGCCACAAACAAAACAGACGGCUGAGAGAGAGAAAGAGAGAGAGAGGACAUCCUCCUGAUGUUUUUGUUUUGUAGAUAGAUGAAUAUUUUUACCACAUACAAACAAAGUAUUGAAACCAAAACUGUCAAUAACUGAAUA